Molecule: messenger RNA, 11947 nt
Organism: Porites lobata
Lineage: Eukaryota; Metazoa; Cnidaria; Anthozoa; Scleractinia; Poritidae
Source: the annotation of a GenBank genome assembly
GAGAAAGUUUGCGGUAUUGCGGUGUUGGUAAUUUUUCACGUGGACUAUUUUGCGGUAUUUUGUCAUAUUGUGGUAUCCGGUAAAACAUGUAAGAUGCGGUAUUUUUAAUAUUUGGGUCAAUUUUUGACUUGGUAUAAUCUUAUUUGCCGCUUUUCUUUUUUAAUUGUGUUGCAGUGCUUGGCAACCUUAUCCACUCUAUACUUAUUGCGCAUGCGUAUACUUCUACUUCGUUUAUUAUUGGAUUAUUGUUCACAUAGCUGCUGAAUAUCUUUCAGUGGAAAGCAGACGUCAUCACGACAGCUAUUGCGAAUAACGAGGCGAGUUUCUUUUACAGGGAAAUAAUACAAUAUGCUCCUCAAGGCUGAGGUGAAGUACUGUCACGCAUUAGUUGCGCGGCAGGCUGUCAUGCAUUAGUGACGCGGCAGUGUAAUUCCUGGGUAUUAUUUUUAGAAUGUUUAUUGAUGACACCUCAGAAAAAAAAGAAUUAAAAAAAUCAUUGCCCUGAAUCUGAAUAUGAGUAAACUGGUGUGGUUGUUGGAAGGUUAGUUUGUUAUUGCUGGCUCACAGCAAUGCAAUAUGCUCCUCAGGGCUGAGCUGAGGUGCUGUCACGCGGCAGUGUAAUUCCUUGUCACUUUUUUUAGAAUGUUUAUUGAUGACACCUCAGAAAAAAAAGAAUUAAAAAAAAAUCAUUGCCCUGAAUUUGACUAUGAUUCAGCUGGCGAAGUUGUAUUUGGAAGAUUAGUUUGUUAUUGCUGGUACACAGGGUGGUAUGUUUUGGGGCAACUGCCUGUCACUGGGUUUACUGUGAAAAUAGUUUGAUAUACUGCUGAAUUAUGUAGUAAUAUCUCAGUGCGUUUCAAGAUCUUCCUGCCUGAAACUGAAGUAUUCUGUUGGAUAAUGUUCAAAAAGUAGUGUUAUGUGUGAAUUUUUUUAACAUUAAGUGGAAAGCACCAUAUUGAGCGAUAGUCGCCCAUGCUAAUGCAGGGAGAUAGAAUUUCAUUAAUUGAUAGCGUUGGUCUAUUUUUGUUUUUCACCAGAUCAUUGCAAACAUGACGCAAAGUGGAAUCGGAGCAGCAAGAGAGACUGAUGUUGCGGCACUUAGUUCAGGGCAAUCAUUGGACUUUGAUGACGACACAUUGAAAGGUAAAGACAUUCACUACUGUUAUUAGUUGAUCACCAAAAGAGCUUUGACAUAGCAAGGACGAAUGAAAUUAAAACUAUAGACAAGAACAUCACGGUGACUGGAAAAGAUAUUAAAAAAAUGAUGCACCAUUUUCAACGGGCAUCAUCAGCGACAACAGAAUUUAAAGUAAUUAAAUUGGCUGGAAUUUUAAUUUUAAAGCAAUAUUUACAGAACUAGCAAGUGAUUGCGUAAGAACCACGAACAGUCGAUUAGAGUAUUCUAGGAGCAGGCUUAUCUUGCGAUUCACAUAAGCAGAGAAUUAGCUCUCGGUCUGCACGAUUCACAUAUUCCUAGGCGACUCCAAAAUGAUCUCAACGCACCUCUUAUUCAGUGCAAUGCUUCCGCGUUCCUUUUGUCUAGUAUUCUCUGAGGAUACAAAUCAUGUACGACUCCCUUUUUGGCGUGUUAAACGGAACAUUUAGUCUCAUAUCACUGUUGCUACGUAGUGACCAACUUCACUUCAUGGAAUUAAAAUAGACUGACAAAACCUAGUAGGAAAUAAUCUUGCUUUUUAGAAAUAAAUGUCAAGCAAAACUUUGCAAACCUUGGUAUUGACAUACAGCGCUACCCAAAUUAAAGCCUGACGGGAGGGGUUGGUAACUAGAUGGGAGAUCAGCAGCCGUAUUCUGUCCUGAAAACUUUCAUUCUCUUCCUUUUUCUUUUUUUUAAUUUCAUUUCAUUGAACAUCCUAUUUCUAUGACUAAUGUCAUGGUUUACGCUAUUCAUAAGGUAACUAUUAACACCCAAAGCAAUAGCGCUCAGGUUUAACGACAUUUCAAUCUGCUUCGUUGUCAGCUAUAGCAGAAGUUUACAUGACUGAAGGUAAUGAAGCGUCCUUGAAGGAAGAUUACAGCAACGCCAUUCACUUUUAUACUGAGGGAAUAAAAGUAAACUGCAAGGACCAGGAUCUGAAGGCUAAGCUGUACAGCAACAGAGCAUAUGCAAACCUUCUUUUUGGUGAGACUAUUUGUACUUUUGCAAAUACUGAUGUGGCAAGGAGGGGGUGGGAAGGCGGAGUAGCCGAGUGGUAAGACAGAGGUACUGGAUUUGAAUUGUGAUUAACAGUUUGCUUGAAAUUUCGUAGUCCGCAGAGAAAGAAAUUUCUUUAAAAAUGUGAUGAGGACCAAAUAUUCUAUAUAUAUAUUUUUAACGAAUUGCUGAUCUCGCCAGGGAACUAUUUGAGAACAGUCCAAUCGAAGCAGAUGUCAGUGAUUGACACAUGAUUACAGGGCCGUAGCUAGUUUGUUUUUGUAACGGAGGGCAUUAUCGCGAGUACAGAAGACACGAGGCUUGUGCGGGGGUAUGGGGGUAUCGUCCCCCAGAAAAUUUUCAAAUUUGGAGGUUCCGAAACGUUAUUUUCAGUACUUGUCAUGAGAUAUGUCUCCGAAAAAUCGACCUAGAAUAUGAAAAUGGCAAACAAUUACAAGUCACUAUAACCAAAAUAACUGAGUCUAAAGAAAACAAAUCCAUCCACAUACUUGAUGUGCAGCUGGCCCCCUUGCCCCCUCGCUAGCUACGGCUCUGGAUUAUAUACUUGAUAAUGAAAAAUUGCGGUUUUUACUUUCAGAAACUAAGUAUAAAAAAGGUUCAAACAAACGGGUCAAACAAUAACGUUCUUGUGGGCGUUCCCUUCCAUCAUGUUGCCACGCGCCUUUAUUCUCCGGCCUUUCCCCUCCCCCGUCGCAUGACUGCCAUGCAUGCAUGAACUACUCUCGAAAGAAGUUUUCUUUUUCCAGUGUAAAUUUUUUAAAUGUAAUAUCGUACUAAUAAAAAGUAUUAUGCAUUAUCUGAUUAAUUCACUCAGGAACCUAUGAUUCGUAUGAGCCCCUGAUUCACUACAUUCUGUUUUGGACUUGCUUUAAAAAGGUCAUCCUGUACUUGCCACCUUUUGUGUAUCGUACGUGCUUUGAAUUCUGAUUGGCUCGCUGCGUUUGCUGUGUGUGACAUUUUGGCUUCUGUUUUUCAACAUUCCUAGGAAAUUACAUUUAUUCACUGGUAGACGCAAAAGUAGCCACGGACAUGCGACCACUGUCAGUAAUACCAAUAAUAGCAGGUAAUUCCAAAGGUUUAGUACUUUGUCCUUAAGAAACAAACAGUUUAUGACGUGCUGAAAGCGUUUGAAUUUAACCACAUUAUAACUCAAAACCGUAACCGGCGUUCUUUGAUUAGUUACCUUAAUUUUUUCAAACUUUUAGAAACUAUGCAAGAAUGAAAUUGAAGCUUAGACUUAGGAUCAAUGACUGAAUUCACAGAGUCACAUCAUUUCGAUCACAGGCCUCUCGAGACUACGAAAACAGAACUUGAUCAGCUGGAAAUCAGCAAUCACCCUUCAUUGUCCUUUUGCGAUGUUGGCUGAUUAUGACAGUGGCGGUCAUGAUCAAGUUUUAUAUGUUUAACAUUUCAGUUAUAAUUUUCUGUUGAUUCCGCUAAGCGCUGUUUCGAUAGAAUGGAAGAAAGGAAACAGGCUUGUGUCGCUGAAUAUUCUAGAUUUACUGAUUUACACUACUUUCACUAUUUCAGGAGUGCAAGCUUUAACGAGAUUGAAUCUGUUUAAGCUGGCGAUCACGUGGUGUGAUAGAGGAUUAGCAGUAUCCUUUUGUUCAUUGCAUGCCUGCAUCAUGAUCAAAAGAUAGUUUACCUUUGCUACUUGCUAUACUCCUUACUAUGUUAUGAUUAAAGUUCCACAUAGAGUAUGAUUACAAAACGUCUUUGAAACGUGUCUCGCGUUCAAAGCAAAAACAAAUUACAUUGCAAAUAAAAUGUGAUUACAAGCCCUCUUUAAAACCUAUAAGAGAGAAAGAAGAUCCAGGGGACUAGGUUCGAAUUUACUCCAACCAAAAGGACAUGGAGUAUGUCUCAGCUUCCAAUAUUAGAGCCUCAGUGUGUUCAAACCCAGUCUCACCAGUUACACGAUCUACCCUAUUUCUCUUCCACCUUCUCAUCCCUGAGCUACGCGAGGUUCUGCCAGUUCUUCAGUUCACGUAUUUCUAGUCUCAAGGAGUCUUAUGAAUGGUUUCAACACCGUAUUGAGUGAACUUGUAUUAAUUGCCACUGGUAUCCUAAAAGGUAAAAUUGGUAAUACUCCUCAUAUUGUAAGCAUAAUUUACACACGACGACAACAACAACAACUUAUUUAUCCAUGGCGUCGUCCUUCCCCAGGGAACCGUGUACUAUAGCUAAGUAAUAAAUGGAUUAUACAUAGUGAAAUUUAAAAUUAAUUAUGCCUUUACAAGUAUACCUUAAGGUUUCUAUACUAAACGUACAGUAGAGAAAUAUAAUGACUUACUUUUUUACAGUAUAAAAAGUUGUUAACAGCCAGUUAACACAGGUACCCCAAGCUCACGAGUGAGAAUCGUUGUUGCGUAACAGAACUGUUUGUAUGGGGAUUUUAGCGAUCGUCGUUAUUAAGGGGUCAAAAAUGGCAAUAAAAAUAUAAUACAUCAAAACUUUUUACCUUGCCUCGUUGUUUUACUGGUUGUGGUGUGUUGUUAGGAUCUUCGGCCGUUUCAGGGCGAUUCCAGCGAGUUUUAGUUCUGCAGCUGUUCUUUCUAAGUGAAACUUCUAGUUGUUUUAAUAGUAUAAAAGUUGUUAACUGGCCUAUUGGCCUGCUAGGCCUCAGCUGACAAACUGUUCCAUGGGACAACAUCCUGAUAUCGGAAACUCUCUGUAAAGAGUCUUGGCAUAGAAUGAAAAUAUUUUUGUUGCGGGCCCCAAAGAUUAUGUCUACGAAUGAUAUUCAUGUUUGCAAAUUCCACAAGGAUGAUUCGAGUGCUUGUUUAUCCUGUGGUUUAAACUCGUCUGUGAACGAGGCUUAUCCAGUCGAGGUCGCGGAGAAUCUGAGCAGAUCUGACAUCUCACCCGGAUCCACAUAUUAUAAAUGCAAUUGUCGCAAUUUUUCAGGCUUUUGACUAAGUCCAGCACCAAUAUCCCCACACGCAACUCCACAAUAAUCGGGAUAAGACAUCAUAUCGGGAUAAGGCGGGAUAAACCAACAAUUUGUAAGCUGUUACCAGAAUUCUUUCGGGACGUAUUGGCUUCAGUUCCCUAAGCUAGGGCCGCAAAUGCUAUUGUAACUUUAUUGUUGAUCUCUUAACUAUGAAAAAAAAAGCUACUGUUUUACUACGUUAUUUGGCGUGAGCGCCGAUGUGAAUUGAGCCAUUGUUUCGCAUUGCUAGCUUAGGUUAUGAAUUAGGGAUAAGAACAACUCUUUAGGGUUUUUAGACGCCUAAGCGAGGUUAGUGGAGUUCAAAAUUUCUAGCAAAGGAUAGUUAGUUACAAUAUGGCAAGUCAUUGAUACAUAAUGGGAAUAUCAGGGGUCCGAAGAUAGAGCCCUAAGGCGCCCCGAAACGUCCACAAGUUCUUUCAGAUUUGACGCUGUUUAUCGCUGUAACCUUUAUUGUAUUAAAUUUUCUGUUUCUGAAGAGGUUCAAGUUCGAAUGCCCUUUUCAGCUUGAUAAACAGAAUGGUGUUUGUUAAAUCAUUUCUCGAUAUCUAAAGUGUCAAAUGCCGUCGAUAUGUCGACAAGAGCUCUCAAAGUAAAGUAUUGAGAGAAUUAGAGACUGUAGCUAUAAGUGAACUUAUUUGAUGCCUUGGAAACUAAGAAAGCUGGGAUACUGUUGAGGCCAUUUCAGUGAGAGAAGAAAGAAGAAAUGGCUUGACUUUGGGUUUUUGUUAGUCACACAUAAUGUCAAAGUCAGGAUCAGGCAGGUUAGACCUGAUCCUGUAAUUAAUUACAUUCUGAUUGUACAUGGUGACACCUCCAGCUUCUCUUUAUAAGGGGCGUAGCCAGAAUAAGUUCCGGAGGUACGCACAAUUUUCCCCCUCCCCCAGUUUUCUCUCCAUCCAGUUCUUUCUUAACAGUAAGACGUGGGAGAAUCAUAUAGGAGACGGAUGUGCAUGCAGGCCCAUGUUCCCAGGGACAAUGUCAGCUGAAAUAUGAUAUUUAGGCGGUUUGAAACAGCUAGAAAUGCGUCUAAAAUUAGCAUUCUUCUUACAGAUACUGCGGAAAAUUUCAAGUUACUUAUGAUGAACAACUUACUCAGCCUUUUUAGCCCCUCAUGAGGAUUAGUUUUGUUUAACAGAAAUAUUGGGAAAAUAAAUUGCCCAUCCUACGCUGUCCGAUCAGCCUUGACUUUAAUUCAUAGGAACUCACUGAACAGGUCCACUAGUUGAUAUUCAGUUAGAACAAACAUAAGAAGUACUUAAUUUAUAAUGAAACUUCAUCCCUUAACAAUGUCAAAAGAUCGAAACGGAAAACACCACUUUGAUGGAGCUCAGAAAGCUGGCAACAGACAUGGACAACGAGGUAUCUUGGUUUGUUUCUAUAAUAAGCAUUUCGCUUUGAUUUAGCGAUGAAAAUAGCUUUUCAUGCUGUCCUGAUAUUGCAAGUUGACUCUAAUAAAAGCCGAGAUGCGAUCGGUACCACAAUCCGUCAACUAAGGGCUCCGCCUUUAAAGCAAUUUUACUAACAGUUCGCGUUACGUUCAAAUUACCCUGUACUAAGUUCAUAAAAUGGUUGCUAAACAAUCAACCCAUGAAAAUCAGGCAUUAUAUUCAAUUAUUGUUUAUUCAAAAAGUUUCUCUUUUCUGAUUGGCUCAAUUCCCGCGGCUUAUUCUUCAUAACCAGCUGGCGUUGACCAAAUUUGGAAGGAGUACUACAGCCUAAUUGCUAGAAAAUAGACUGAAAACUGGGAAGUCUUUGAUCGAGAUUGCGUUGUUUUGGUGGAGAAUUACAAAACGACGGAAAAUUUUUCACGUUUCGCAAAGAAAAAAUAGCUGAACUAUUGCCUAAAAUCGUAGCAAGAAUGGAGAAUAUCUGCAGAACUCAUGAUCUGCAGAACUGAACAUCCCUCUAAAUCCUGAACUUGUCGAGAAACAGGCAACUAUACUGAGACAACUGAAGACGGUCCUCCUCGGCUAACACCCUUCAAAUCAUAUUCAGCCUCAUUUGGUAAUUGUUAAUUAACACACUAAUCAUCCAACAAAGAGGUUCCAAACUUUCACCCACAGCAGACACGAGAUAGAGACGAGAAACUUUAAUUAACGGUAUUUCCUCUUUUAGUCCUCUGAGCAUUUUCUGUUUUAGUUCUUCUGAACUGGUGGCCAGUCAGGGAGGGAGGUUGCUCAUUAGUAAUUGGGGUUUAAUGAAUUACUCUGUUUUUUUUGCGGAGGAGAGGGGAGAAAAUUCAUAACUGUCUAUAUACAGUAUUCAUAGCUUUUUACUGCUGAGAGAAAAGGAGAAUGAAACACUCACAUAGUAGUUAAUUGUCAUUUUAUGGGUCUAAAAACUGAACCAUUUCAAUAUGUAUACAGUUGAAAUCUCUCAGUUUUUUAAACCGGUGUCUAUUACUGACUUGAUUUAGUAAUAUGGUACUCAUAAACAAGUAUCUCAUCGUUAUCACAAUUUUAAAAUGAGAGUAGGCAUUGGUGUGAAAAGGUUGACUUUAUCGCACCUUUCCUUGUUUGAGUGACUUCAUUGUUUUCCGAAACGUAACUGAGUGAUACCAUUAUUUUUUUCUCGCCUACCCCGAAAUCACUGUGGAGAAUGGAUUGCCUAAACUUGGUUAUUUGCUGACGACUCUUAAAUACGAUUUUUUUCUUGAUAUAAGACAAGACACACGGAAUAAAUUCAAAAAUCACUUCACUCUAUGGCACGCGUCGGUAGCCAAACUGAUUGUCGCACCUUUUUCGUGAGACAAAGCUGGCUCGACAGGGCCCAAGUUUAGAACGGCUUCAAGUAAAAAAUACGUCUUUUUCUCGUUUGAUUCUAAUUUUGUAGAAGUAGUUUCAAGGUCAUACCAAAAACUAAUCUGUAAAAAUGUUUCGGGUGCUGUUGCUUGGUUUAAAAGCUGAGCGGGACUCGCGGGUUGAAGAAAAAGCGUUUAAUAAGACAAUAACGUGAAAAGGCGCUAAUUAGAGCACUUUAGGGAAAAUAGCUGGGUGGGUUGGCUUAGUUUUAUUUCAUGGUAUAUUUUCUUCACACCCUACUCCCCUAAGUCAGCAUUUGUUACGCUACGGUGGCUUACGAAGAUUUGAAUUUCGCGGUCGAUGAUCUGGCUACGCAUCGGUAAUCCCAACCUUUGUUUCUCGAAUAAUAGGGGCAAUUUACCUUAAAACAAUAACCAUAAAAGACCAUAAAAGGAGCGAAAGUCUCUGUCAUUGUUAACCCAAAAUUGCAUAUAGUUGACACAGCGCGCUUCGUUUGCAAGCCACAAGCCGGCUAACAAAUAACAUGUUUUACAGUCAAACCAGAUCAAGCGUUCCCGUCGCUAACGAACUAAUGAAUUCAUUCACGGAAAAAUGAUUUCGUUUGUUGAUUCAAUAAUCCAUUCAUAAAAUGAACAAUCCAGCAGUCAUAUUUAGCCUCGAUUCCAUAAUCGAAUGUUGAUUCGAUUACUGUUUUUUGAAAAAUUACACUUUCCACAAGUUGACCUCAGAAUUUUGUUUUUUCCUCUUUUUUUUCUGAGAAUCGAGUGCUGGCGAGUUUUGAAGUUCAAACCCAAACAAACUGUUACAUGUACGCCAGUUUGCUGCCAGUAAUCAGUGCAACAGACCUAGGCCUGACCUCUUAGAAAACACGACGGUCAAACUGAGGUCAGUGUAUGUGCGGUGAUUGGUGGAUUUCGAUCCUCGGCCUUUGUCAGUUUCUUUGCGUUUGCGGUCUGUCUAUUCUAGCUGUUAUUUUGAUUAAAGGCAAUGAAAAACGCAAUCGUAAACGGCAGGAAAAGGGAAGCAAAUACGAUUGAACACAACAGACAAGAAUAAAGAACAGGUAGAUUUUGUUCAUAAACCAAAUCAACAUUUGAUUAUUGAAUCGAGGUACAAUUUGACUCUUGGAUUAUUCAUUUUAUGAAUGGAUUAUUGAAUCAACAAACGAAAUCAUUUUUCCAUUAAUGAAUUCAUUACUUUGUUAGCGACGGGAACGCUUGACCUGGUUUGACUGUAAAGGCAUCUCAACCACUUAGCCGUGAGAAAUUUAUAACAUCUUUGAUAGGAUAAACAUUUUUUGUGCGAAAAUAUUCGGAAUUCUAGCUCAAUUGUGGCUAAAAUCGGCAAAAAGGCGUGCAUCAUGGAGAUCCGUCUAGCUCGACGGUUUCGUUGUAACUGAGCUACUUGAUAAUUCGCCCCAUGAUCCUUUGCGAACUGCUGCCCAACCUCCCCUGAUCCAUUUCUAACUCUGAACGCUAUUCUCAUCGUGUGUCGAUCAUUCAACAUGUCUGUACGCGUUCAACUAUUUUUUUUUAAAUCUAAGUCUAGACGAUAAGAUGUAAGCGACCAAAGUUUCGUUUCCAUCCGUGGAUAAGCAAUCUGCGAUACGGAAAAAGAUGGCGCUCCCCGUUGCAUCCUGGGUAGAUCAACGAAAUGUUGGUUCUACUAUUGACGAACGUUUUGAUCAACCGAAUUUUAAAGCGCAUAAGAACUUGGAAAGUGUUCUUGUUAACUUUCUUAAUGACGACGAUUUUUCUUCUCAAAUUAAGUUAAUAAAAGAAAAUUAUGCAGAAGACAUCAAGUACUAUUAUCUUCUUCCCCAGUUGGAGAUAUUCAAGGUUCUGAUGAAGGGCAAACAAACAAAUCGAAAGUUUUUCAGAUAUAUUACAUUAAAUAAAGUGAAGAGGCAGAAGAGCCUUGCUUGAGCGUGCCAUGAUUAUUGCGGUUGUACAAAUCUGCAAACUAGCUUCUCCACGUCAAUCCAGUCGCUGCAGCAACGGGCGAAAGAUCAUUUUAGUUUUCUGUGGCGCGCAGAGUCAAAACCUGUCUGCGCGCUAAGAUGACCCAGCAGAGAUUUAAGAGUGGUGCAAUCUUAAUUACUCAUAAGACAAAAACUGACGCUGUGCGACUUGCUGAUGUGGCUUAAGAAUUUGUCAGUCGAAAUGAUAACCGCAAACGUAACUUUGGAAUAUUUAUAUACUGACGCUGAUCAUUCAUAUAGCCAGCUAACUGGACUCCACAUGAUAAACCCGACAUGGGCUAACGCGAAACUUUUAAGGCUUAUUUCUUUUUCUUGAUAUUUUGUUAAUUCUGUUUGGUGAAAUCCAGUUUAAUUGGUAAAAGAAUAUAAAUUUAAGGAUUGGCCUUAAUAUUAUUUGAAUCUUUUGUCACAUUAAAUGAACGCCAUAUAUUUUAAUCAAGUUGAAAUGUACGUUUUUGUGUAGAAAAUAAAGAAAAUGGUGAUUAAAAUUUAAAAACAUUUUCCCUGGUUUGAUAUACGCGUUUUUGGUGAUUUUACGGGCUCUAAAUUUCAAAAUUUUCCGGGGGAACAUACCCCCGGACCCCCUUAGAUAUACUGGCGCGUUCGACGCUCGUUCAGCCCCACCAAUCCAAAAUACGUUCCGCGGUCCCUGUACAUCCUCCGUAAACAAGCGUUUACACUUACACACACACCAAAUCAUACACCCUUGCACACACCAAACGUAACUAGCUAUAGUUGAUUAAUUUAGACCACUUCUCUGACGUCGAUAUAUUUUCUUCUUCUAUCUUCUCCUUUUAAAGAGCUAGCGAGGUAGAAUAUCUUAAAACCGUGGAUUUUACCACCAUGCAAUGCCUUAGAGUACAAAAGGUUUUUGCCAAUGAGAAUUAAAUAUUUGAGUAAAAGAAGACCAGUUUUUCAUUACACCAUUCAUUAUUUGAUUUUUGCAAAGAGUUAGAGAUUGUUUAGUUAAAGACUGAUUCAAAGAGAAAUCUAGUACGAAAAGGAAAAAGCAAAGUAACAAGAUUGAAAUUUAUUCUUGUAUUUACUCCUAUUUCUUAGGCGGCACGUGUAAUGCCUUUUUUGAAACACGAAUUUCAUGCUUACCUACUCAGAUCACCACUGAGUUAAAAAUUUACCUUCUGGCAAAACAAAUAAAACAGAUAUCACAAAUUUCAUGAAGCUAAUUUCUUCACUUCUUCUUUAAUCCAUUUUUUUUGGCAAAAAUAGCCAAAGCGUACAUAGUAUUUUCCUGAAAUUUUAUCUCAAAUAAUUAUACUGUUUUCUCGAAGAGCUGUAGAUUAGUUGUGAACGUAAGUAUUACAUGUAAAAUCUUGGACGACCUUCUUAUUUCUUCAGAGCUGGUAGCUGCAGUUUAGGUUAGUCUUUGCAUAGGAAGACAUUGCCAGUUUCCAAAACAAGCUACAGGAGUAUCAAUAUUAAAAUAAAAGUAUAAAAAGAUAUGAGGAGGAUUUUCAGGUUAAGGACAUUUAUUAUUUUAACAGCUUUAUAAAGGACAGAUCGGGAUAUAACUGAUUUUACAUAGGAUAAAACACUCUUAUUUUUGCUGUUUUUAGUCAUGCGGUGAAGGUAAAAGAAAGCAGGAGCAACCCGACAGCACUUCCCGCGUAAAGGAUUGCUUGUGCAAUUAUCACCUUGGAAUGAAAGCUUUAAAAGGCGGUGAUUAUAAAACAGCCCGAUAUUACUUCGAGUUGGCAUUAAAGGAAGCCAGAGAGAUCGGAAAUAAAGAUUCUAAAGGGACUGCAUAUAACAACCUUGGCAAUGCCUACCACGAUCUCGGUGAUUUGCAGAAAGCAAUCGAGUGUUUUCAGCUGAGUCUAAGUAUCGCAGAAAAGACUGGAAACAAAAAUUCUGAAGAAACUGCAUAUAACAAGCUUGGCGAUGCCUACCGUCAUCUCGGUGAUUUGCAGAAAGCAAUCGAGUGUUUUCAGCUGAGUAUAAGUAUCGCAGAAAAGACUGGAAACAAAAAUUCUGAGGGAAGAGCAUAUAACAACCUUGGCCUUGUCUAUCACGAUCUCGGUGAUUUGCAGAAAGCAAUCGAGUGUUUUCAGCUGAGU